CGGGGAACGCGCGGAGCGAGCGAGCGAGCGAGCGAGGCGAGUGAGGAGGCUGGAGACGGCCGGGACUGCUCUGUGUCUCGCUCUCUCUCUCUCUCUCUCUCUCGCUUGUGUCUCCCCCUCGAGCUCUCGGUCCUCCCCGCCCUCCCCCUUCCCCCCCAACCCGCCCUCCCCUCUCUCUCUCUCUCUCUCUCUCUCGCUCUCUCUUUUCACGUCACGGGACGGGACGCCGCGCGGACCGUGGGGGAAAAGGAGGCAGCGGCAAGCGCCUCGCGGGGCCCGACCAGCAGCUUGAACCAUGGGCAAGGGGGACCCCAAAAAACCUCGGGGGAAGAUGUCGUCGUAUGCCUUCUUCGUGCAGACCUGCCGGGAGGAACACAAGAAGAAGCAUCCAGACGCCUCGGUCAACUUUUCAGAGUUCUCCAAGAAAUGCUCGGAGAGGUGGAAGACCAUGUCCGCCAAGGAGAAGGGGAAGUUUGAGGACAUGGCCAAGGCCGACAAGGCCCGCUACGAGCGGGAGAUGAAGUCCUACAUCCCCCCCAAGGGCGAACCCAAGAAGAAGUUCAAGGACCCCAACGCCCCCAAGAGGCCCCCCUCGGCCUUCUUCCUCUUCUGCUCCGAGUACCGCCCCAAGAUCAAGGGCGAGCACCCGGGCCUGUCCAUCGGCGACGUGGCCAAGAAGCUGGGGGAGAUGUGGAACAACACAGCCGCCGACGACAAGCAGCCGUACGAGAAGAAGGCGGCCAAGCUGAAGGAGAAGUACGAGAAGGACAUCGCCGCCUACAGAGCUAAAGGCAAGCCGGACGCCGCCAAGAAGGGGGUCGUGAAGGCCGAGAAGAGCAAGAAGAAGAAGGAGGAGGAGGACGACGAAGAGGAGGAGGAGGACGAGGAGGAAGAAGAGGAGGAGGAGGACGAGGAGGAGGAGGAGGACGACGAUGACGAAUAAUAAGUCGGUUCCGGCGCAGUUUUCAUUCUCGUUUUAUUAAUUUUUGGUUUUCGUUGUUUUCGGGUUUUUUUUUUUUUUGUUCUGUUUUACUUUUUUUUUUUUUCCUCUCGUCUAUAAAAGCAUUUAACCCCCCCUUGUACACAGCUCACUUCACUCCUUUGAAAGAAAGACAAAAAAGACAAACAAACAAACAAACAAACAAAAAAUCGGGAACGUCCAGGCCACGUAAGAAAGAUUCGUUUUUAACCAAUUGUACAGUGUAUUUUUUUUUUCUUUUUUCUCCUUUUUUUUUCAUCUUUUCUCGUCCAGCGAACACGCUACCGAAUUCGUCUCUCCGAGGCGGGGCCCCGUCCCGGCGGUUAAUUCUCUUUAUUUUAUUUUAUUUCAUUUUUUUUUUUUUUUUUUUUUUUUUUUUUUUUUUUAAUUUUUAGUUUUUUCUCGGUCUGUUCGGUGGCCACUAACCUCGCCGGGGCCGGUCUUGGGGGUUGGAGAAAAACGGGCGCGGGGGGAUGGAUUGCCAGCAGGUCGUGGGGGACGGUAGGGUUUUGGGGUGUUGGUUUUUUUUUUUGGUUAUUUGGUUAUUUUUUUCCCCCACCCUCUAUCGUUUUGAUUUUGCUUUUUUGUUUUCGUUGGUCCUCCUCCUCCUCCUCCUCCUCCUCCUCCAGCUUCUACGAACAUCCUCCCCCUUUCUCCCCCCCCCCCGUCCGUCGUCCCCCGCCCCGUCCACACCACCCUGUAACCGCAGAGAAGGAGAGAGAGAUAGAGAGAGGAGGGGAAAAGAGAGAGAGAGAGAGAGAAAAAAAACCAACCGCGGCCGUUGUGUUGACAUCCUGAAUGCUUCUCAGUAAAUACAAUUUUUUUUUUUUUUUAAA
Molecule: messenger RNA, 1815 nt
Organism: Meriones unguiculatus (Mongolian gerbil)
Lineage: Eukaryota; Metazoa; Chordata; Mammalia; Rodentia; Muridae
Product: high mobility group protein B1
Exons: 5
Coding region: 296-943 (215 amino acids)
Biological process (GO): regulation of transcription by RNA polymerase II
Cellular component (GO): nucleus
Molecular function (GO): DNA binding, bending
Source: RefSeq, a predicted model, not a curated record